Messenger RNA from Plasmopara halstedii, 684 nucleotides. RefSeq names its product ubiquitin carboxyl-terminal hydrolase isozyme l3-like. Gene Ontology annotation, molecular function: cysteine-type deubiquitinase activity. The record is from RefSeq and is a predicted model, not a curated record. Gene Ontology annotation, biological process: ubiquitin-dependent protein catabolic process; protein deubiquitination. The transcript has 9 exons. Bases 1 to 684 code for a protein of 227 amino acids. Lineage: Eukaryota; Oomycota; Peronosporomycetes; Peronosporales; Peronosporaceae. Gene Ontology annotation, cellular component: cytoplasm.
AUGAGUGAUACGAAAAGCAAGCACAAGCGCUGGUUUCCGCUGGAAUCAAAUCCCGAAGUCAUAAACUCAUAUGCGAAGAAUUUAGGGUUUCCUACGUCUCAAUUCAGCUUUUAUGAUGUGUUGAGUACUGAGGAGUGGGCACUCGCUACAGUGCCAACUCCAGUUAUGGCUGUGAUAAUGCUCUUCCCUAUCAAACCUCAUACAGAAAAAGCGGAUAAAGAGGAAGCAGCUAGAAUUGAAAAGGAGGGACAAAUAGUUUCUCCUAACGUCUAUUACAUGCGCCAGACUGUUGGCAAUGCAUGCGGUACGGUGGGUAUCUUGCAUGCCAUUGGCAACGUGCGUCACCUGGUGCAACUUCACCCUGGAAGUUAUCUUGACAACUUUUUUCAUGAAACCGAAACGAAAACGCCCAUGGAGAUCGCCCAAUAUUUGGAGAAAGACGACGAGUUGGAGAAAACUCACAGUAGUGCGGCGGUGGCCGGACAGUCUGAGCAACUGGAAAGUGUGGACGAUCCCAUAAAUACACACUUUGUAUGCUUUAGUUGCGUGGAUGGACAUUUGUAUGAACUGGAUGGACGAAAAAAGCGUCCGAUUAAUCAUGGACCGUCGAGUCCGGAAACCGUCCUCCAGGACGCUUGUCAGGUCAUCAAAAAAUUUAUGGCCAGGGACGAAGGCGAGCAGUAG